Grammomys surdaster is the source of this 2686-nucleotide messenger RNA. RefSeq names its product zinc finger and SCAN domain containing 30 (gene Zscan30). Lineage: Eukaryota; Metazoa; Chordata; Mammalia; Rodentia; Muridae. Gene Ontology annotation, molecular function: RNA polymerase II cis-regulatory region sequence-specific DNA binding; DNA-binding transcription factor activity, RNA polymerase II-specific. Bases 95 to 1696 code for a protein of 533 amino acids. The transcript has 4 exons. Gene Ontology annotation, biological process: regulation of transcription by RNA polymerase II. The record is from RefSeq and is a predicted model, not a curated record.
CGGAGCUGUGCGGGUAGCUUGAGGAGCGAGGGGUUCUUUGGAUCCAUCUCCUCUCUGCCUCAGCUAGGUAGCCUUUCUGAUUAUUCUGUCCAGGAUGUUCAGAGAAACAACAGCCUUGGCCUGUCAUGCACCAAAAGGACAAAAUAGGCUCAGCUUUGUGAAAGUUGAAGAAAAUUGUGUUUGGAAGCAGGACUUCAGUCUUCAGGGAAACCUCCAGAACCAGGAGGUUUUCCGUCAGCAGUUCAGACAGUUUGGGUACUCUGACUUCACUGGACCCCGGGAGGUUCUGAACCAACUGCAGAAGCUUUGCCAACAGUGGCUGAAGCCAGAGGAGCACUCCAAGGAGCAGAUUCUAGAGCUGCUGGUGCUGGAGCAGUUCAUGACCAUUUUGCCUAUGGAGCUGAAGGCCUGGGUGCAAGACCACAGGCCCAGAAAUGGAGAGGAGGCUGUGACUCUGCUGGAGGAGCUGGAGAGAGAAUUUGAUGAACACAAGCAACAGGACACAGCUCAUGGUCAAGAAAUGGUCUACAACGAAAGGACACUCAUGGAAACAUCGAAGUCUCUGAAUAGUCCACUGCAGUCCUUGGAGAACCAUUGCAAGAGUGAACCCCAGGAGCCUGAGAUUUUCCAUGAGAGAGAUGAGGCAACCCUACCAUUUAGGGUUGAGGAUGAAGAUAGCAAGAUGGUGACUGGGAAAAUAUUGACAGCAAAGCAAGAAAUUAUUGAAUGUGUUGCAUCAGUGGCCAUGGCAUCUCCAGGAAGACUUCCUAGAGAAACUUCUCCAGUACAGAUAGUUGAAGAAAAUAUGGGAUAUCUGGACAACAAUGAGAAGCAAAGAGGAAGCAAUGAUACAAGCAAUAAAACGAGUCAGCUUUCUUCUCAGGGAGGCUGUCUCAGUUUGGCAGCCUUUAACAAGAAAACUUCAGAACAGAACAUCUUUGAGUGUAAUGAAGGUGAAGGGAUCCUUAGUCAAAACUUACAUGGUACUACACAGCCCAGAACUCACACAGGGAAACUGCUCUAUGCCUGUGUGGAUUGUGGGAAAGCUUUUUGCAAUAGAUCAAAGCUGAUUAGACAUCAGAGAAGUCAUACUGGAGAGAGACCUUAUGCGUGUAAAGAGUGUGGAAAGGCCUUUGGUUUCAGAGCAGACCUUGUUAGACAUCAGAGAAUUCACAGUGGUGAAAAACCCUAUAAAUGUUGUGACUGUGGAAAAGCUUUUGGGAGUAACACAGGGCUCAUUAGGCAUAGGAGAAUUCAUACUGGAGAGAAACCUUAUGGUUGUGAUGAAUGUGGGAGAGCCUUCAGCCAGUGUUCUACUCUUAUUCAGCAUAAAAAGAUUCACAGUGGAGAAAAACCUUAUAGGUGUGAUGAAUGUGGGAAAGCCUUCAUCCAGAGCUCUGCCCUUAUUCAGCAUAAGAAGAUUCACAGUGGAGACAAAGGCUAUGAAUGUACUGAAUGUGGUAAGGCUUUUUGGACAAGUUAUGUUCUUAGGGAACACCAAAGGAUCCACACUGGUGAAAAGCCUUAUAAAUGUAAUGAGUGUGGAAAAUCCUUUAAUAGAAGUUCAGCACUCACUGUGCACAAGAGAACUCACUCUGGGGAGAAACCUUAUGAAUGUAAUGAAUGUAGGAAAAUAUUUAGACAUAGGUCAGGCCUUGUGCAGCAUCAGAGAACACAUACCAGAGUUCAACUCUGAGGGUAAGUAGUUGUACAACUGUAAAAUGCAAAGAAUUCACUUUGAAGGUGAGACUUCACAGAAGAUAGAGAAGUUUCCUGAUAGCAGGACUUUGGUCAUUCCAGCCCAGUUCUGUUCGGUAAAAAGAGAUCCACACAAAAUGCUUGCAUAUUGAAAGAAUUUUAUCCAGAACUUGUCUACAAAGAAUGGUAUUUUCUAAGGGAGGAAAAAGAUUGACCCAUUUCUGGAUGAGGACUCUCACCAAUCAGCUCUUCAUCCCACUCUCCACUGCAGAUAGAACUGCCGUUGAACACCUUCAUGUAAGGCCAUGAUUGAGGCACAGAUCCUGUAAGAUCUCUUUACAAGAUCUGUCUAAAGCAUUUGUGCCUGACAGGAGAAAGUUACUGAACGCUGAAAUGUUGAAUUGAGACUAUGAAAUGUUAUGUCCUGGAUCAGUUCAAUAUCUGAGGAAUGGAAGAUCAUUCUGUACCCCUGCUAGUUGCUUUCAACCCUGAGCUUUCUGUUGCAGUCUACUUCCUUAUUUGCAAUUCUGCUGGGCUUGACCAUUGGAAGAACAGGUUUGGUCACCACCCUCUCUAAAUUAAGGGCUAGCAGAAUAUACAUAUUUAUUAAAACAAUUAUUUCGGUAAGUGUGUGGCAAUAACUAUGGUUCUGUUGGAAGACGUAUCAGGGAUGUUAUCUAUGAGUUACUAAAUAUUUCUUGGAUGUGACAUUGAGAUCUAAAAUGUAGAAGCAGCAGCUUGGCUAAUGGCAGAACAGAGGCAUAGGUCAUAGCAAUACAUGGCACGAUGAGGAAAGGAUAUGGAGACAUUCCUGUAUCGUGACUUCACUCCAGUUCCUUCUGGAGUUGUUUUUGACCCUAGUUCAGAAGCCAGGUUGGUUUCUUUUCCUGUUGUAAUAGCCUGAGUUGGAUAAUGUAAAAUGUUUCAUAUCAUAAGUGACCUACAUGAUGCAGUAUUCAGAAUUAGCAUGAUAAAAAAUAAAACUGGU